Molecule: messenger RNA, 1266 nt
Organism: Dendrobium catenatum
Lineage: Eukaryota; Viridiplantae; Streptophyta; Magnoliopsida; Asparagales; Orchidaceae
Exons: 5
Coding region: 247-1023 (258 amino acids)
Source: RefSeq, a predicted model, not a curated record
AAACCUGGCGUGGCCACCUGCUGAAGUUCUGUCCGUUUUCAUUCCUCUUUCGCAUCAACGCAUUCAAUGUUCAAUAUAUCUCUCGAGUGUCUUUUCCGAUUAGAUAAAGUCCAGAUAAUUAAAUGUAUAUAUAUAUAGAAGGUGUUAUGGCUUUGAUUUCGCGGAAUUAUGGCGGAAAUUGGGAGGAGAUAGAAGGGCACGAAGCCCCAGUUGGAACCCUAGUUCGGCGUCGGGUUUGUGCGAGCGAUGGAGGGGGAGGAGGACGGGGUUCGGCUGAUGGAGGAGGUGGCUGUGCUGGACUUCGACAUGCUUUGCGCUGCUGUGGCGCUUCAGACUCAGGGCGUGAAGGUGGAGAGGAGGUUAGCGAAGGAGGAGGAAGAGGACCAUGGAGAUGCUGAGCUCGGUGGGGUUCAGAGGAUGUGGGAGGGGGGUGUGCUUGGAUGCCUUGAGGACCGACGGAUCGCUAUGGAGGCAGCGUGUUGCCCUUGCUGUAGAUUUGGGAGCAAUAUGGGGAGAGCUGGCCUAGGGCCUUGUUUUCUCCAGGGAACCGUCUAUCUUAUCCUACUAGCUCUUGCUCUGCUCAGCCUUACUGCUUUUGGCAUCACCGAGCAGCAUUAUUUCAUGUACCUGGGGGUUGCUGCUGCCAUCUCAGUUGGACUGUAUGCAGGCUAUUUUCGUGCUAGAAUCAGGAAGCUGUUUAAUAUAAGAGGUAGUGGCAGUUCUUUAGAAGACUGCAUCUUCCAUCUCUUGUGCCCCUGUUGCACACUGUGCCAGGAGUCGAGAACAUUGGAGAUGAACAAUGUGCAAGAUGGAAUCUGGCAUGGGCGGGGCGAUACGAUAUGCAUAGGUAAGUACGGCGAAGGAAGCAAGGAGUUCAAUGUUCUCCACAAACCUUCUCUUACACUUAAAAAGAAUCCCGAGUCAUGUAACAUGGAAAGAACUGCAAAUGGCAGUGGAAAUCACUCAUGGAAUGUGGAUAUCAGCCCUUCAAAACCUCUAAGUCCUGCCAAUUAUUCAGGAUGAGAGUAGUUGACCAGAUCAAAUGAUUGCUUCAGUUUUUAAAGUUGGAACAUUCUUUAAUCUGGAGCUUUCAUUUAUGCUGAUUGGUAACAUAGGUAACCAGACAAACUCUUAAUUUAACCAUUUGAGCUCUGAAUUGUGGAAUUGUAAAGGCUUUGUUGCAUUGUGAUUUAAUAUAAGGAUCAAUUCAUUGCAACCUUGGUUGAGUUUAGAGUUUUAUUUAAAUAUUUUUACUUAUUUGUUUGA